Gavia stellata (red-throated loon) is the source of this 1956-nucleotide messenger RNA. RefSeq names its product F-box and leucine rich repeat protein 4 (gene FBXL4). The transcript has 8 exons. Lineage: Eukaryota; Metazoa; Chordata; Aves; Gaviiformes; Gaviidae. The coding region runs from base 94 to 1956 and encodes 620 amino acids. Gene Ontology annotation, cellular component: SCF ubiquitin ligase complex. Gene Ontology annotation, molecular function: protein binding. The record is from RefSeq and is a predicted model, not a curated record. Gene Ontology annotation, biological process: SCF-dependent proteasomal ubiquitin-dependent protein catabolic process.
CAACUUCCAAGGCUCUUUUCCAAAACACCAUAAGCAGUUAAUGCACUUUAUAAAGGACUCCUGACCUUUUGCAUCUUCCUAAGUCAUACCUAGAUGUCACCAGUGUUUCCCAUGUUAACAGUUCUGAGCAUGUUUUACUAUAUGUGCCUUCGGCGCCGAGCUAGGACAGCAACAAGAGGAGAAAUGAACAGCCGGAGGGCUAUUGAAUCAAACACCCGAGCCUUACCUAUCAAUGUUGAAAUAGUUCAGUAUGCCAAAGAAGUGUUGGAUUUCAGCUCUCACUAUGGUAGUGAAAACAGCAUGUCUUAUACCAUGUGGAAUCUAGCAGGUAUUCCAAACGUGUAUCCUAGUUCUGGUGACUUUACUCAGACUGCCGUCUUUCGAACUUAUGGGACCUGGUGGGAUCGUUGCCCUAGCGCUCGGCUGCCAUUCAAGAGGACGCCACCCACCUUCUGUAGCCAGGACUACGUGGAACUCGCUUUUGAAGAACCAGUUUAUCCCACUGCAGUGCACAUUCUGGAAACGUAUCAUCCUGGAGCUGUAGUCAGGAUUUUGGCAUGCUCUGCAAAUCCUUACUCACAAAAUCCACCAGCUGAAGUAAGAUGGGAAGUCCUUUGGUCCGAGGCACCUACAAAGGUGAAUGGUCCCCAGGCUCGGCAAUUCACACCUUGUAUCAAACAGAUAAAUUUUCCCACAAACUUGAUUCGACUGGAAGUGAACAGCUCUCUUCUGGACUAUUACACUGAAUUGGAUGCAGUAGUGCUACAUGGUGUGAAAGAGAGACCUGUGCUUUCACUUAAGACUUCGAUGAUUGAUAUGAACGAUAUUGAUGAAGAUGAGGAGGAAGAGAAGUAUGGCUGUGGAAUGGACACACUUAAUAAACAGUUCAGCAUUGUUACCCUCAGGGAAUGGCCGACUAACGGAUAUUUUGAUAAACUGCCUUACGAGCUCAUCCAGUUGAUUUUGAGUCACCUUACAGUACCAGACCUGUGUAGACUAGCACAAACUUGUAAGCUCCUAUAUCAACAUUGCUGUGAUCCUCUACAGUACAUUCAUCUCAGUUUACAACCUUACUGGGCAAGGAUUAAUGACACAUCUCUGGAAUACCUACAGUCUCGCUGCACUCUCAUCCAGUGGCUGAAUUUGUCUUGGACUGGAAACAGGGGAGCCAUCUCUGUUUCUGGAUUUAGCAGGUUCUUGAAAAUUUGUGGCUCUGAACUAGUACGUCUUGAGUUGUCUUGUGGCCAUUUCCUCAAUGAAACAUGCUUGGAGGUCAUUACUGAAAUGUGUCCAAAUCUUCAGGAAUUAAAUCUCUCAUCAUGUGAUAAAAUACCACCUCAGGCUUUCAACCAUAUAGCCAAAGUGGGCAGCCUAAAGCGUCUCAUUCUCUACCGAACAAAAGUGGAGCAAACAGCCCUGCUCAGUAUUCUGAACUUCUGCUCGGAGCUGCAGCACCUCAGCCUGGGCAGCUGUGUCAUGAUUGAAGACUAUGAUCUUAUAGCAAGCAUGAUGGGAGCAAAAUGCAAAAAGCUUCGCAGUCUGGAUUUGUGGAGAUGUAAAAACAUAACUGAAAGUGGAAUAGCAGAAUUGGCUUCAGGCUGCCAGCUUUUGGAAGAACUUGAUCUUGGCUGGUGCCCUACGUUACAGAGCAGUACAGGCUGUUUCACAAACCUUGCACGUAAACUCCCGAACUUGCAAAAGCUCUUUCUUACAGCCAACAGGUCUGUGUGUGACACGGACAUUGAGGAGCUUGCUGCUAACUGUACACAUUUACGGCAGCUGGAUAUAUUGGGGACGAGGAUGGUAAGCCCUGCAUCUUUAAGAAAAUUGCUGGAGUCUUGUAAAGAUCUUUCUUUACUCGAUGUGUCCUUCUGUUCACAGAUUGAUAAUAGAGUUGUCCUAGAACUGAAUGCCAACUUUCCUAAUGUGUUCAUAAAAAAGAGUUUCACCCAGUGA